AGAGCGAAGUCAAAGCUUUUUGGAAACACCACCUUUUUGGAGGGAGCGGGGUUUGAAACGACCGCCUGCCGAAUCUGGGUGAAACUAUGAUUAAGAAAAUGUCUACGUCAGAGAACGAGUUCGACAUUCCGGCAAAGAACUGCCACCGGAUGGUGAUCCUGGGCUCCACAAAAGUUGGAAAGUCAGCCAUCAUCUCUCGAUUCCUCAACGAGAGAUUCGAUGACCAGUACACACCUACUAUUGAGGACUUUCACAGGAAGUUUUACAGCAUCAGGGGGGACGUUUACCAGCUGGACAUCCUUGACACAUCUGGAAACCAUCCUUUCCCCGCCAUGAGGAGGCUUUCCAUUCUCACAGGUGAUGUGUUCAUCUUGGUGUUCAGCCUGGACAACAGAGACUCCUUCCAGGAGGUGCAGCGCCUCAAGCGCCAGAUCCACGAGACCAAGUCGUGUUUGCGCAACAAAACCAAGGAGAACGUGGACGUUCCGCUCGUCAUCUGCGGCAACAAGUGCGACAGGGACUUUUACCGGGAGGUGCAGGACGAGGAGAUCGAGCAGCUGGUCGGCGGGGACGAGCACUGCGCGUACUUUGAGAUCUCCGCCAAGAAGAACACGAACGUGGACCAGAUGUUUCAGACUCUCUUCACCAUGGCCAAGCUGCCCAACGAGAUGAGUCCCGACCGCCACUGCAAGGUGUCCCUGCAGUACUGCGACGUCCUGCACAGAAAGUCCUUCAGAAACAAGAAGUUCAAGGACGGGAACGCGUACGGGAUCGUGGCGCCGCUCGCGCGCAGACCCAGCGUGCACAGCGACCUGAUGUACAUCAAAGAGAAGGCGAUAGGAGGCAGCCAGGCCAAAGAGAGAGGCUGCAUCAUCUGCUGACAGAUGGCUGCAAAAGCCCUUUUCCCUCUAAGACUGAACUGUUGCAGCCAGCCUGGAAACACGAGACCAAAAA
Messenger RNA from Nematolebias whitei (Rio pearlfish), 954 nucleotides. Its product is annotated as dexamethasone-induced Ras-related protein 1. The record is from RefSeq and is a predicted model, not a curated record. Lineage: Eukaryota; Metazoa; Chordata; Actinopteri; Cyprinodontiformes; Rivulidae. The transcript has 2 exons. The coding region runs from base 87 to 881 and encodes 264 amino acids. Gene Ontology annotation, molecular function: GTPase activity; GTP binding.